UAACUUCCUGUUUGGAGCAGUUCAGGAAGACGAAGUAAUGGCGACGCUACUGGGGCCCGAGUCCCCUCGGACGGGAGGAAAGAAACGCACUCGUAACAGGAAUGUCCUUACCAGAAUACGACAGAGUCAGAUCGCAGGCCGAGGUUUUAGCAGAGGGACGCAGCUGCCAGAAGUUCUUCUUCAAGAUCGAGAUAAGAGGGCGAAAUGGCACGGGAUUCCCAUCUUAGUCCAAGAGCUGUACAACAGCAGCGAUCUCAACAGUGACUUCACCCGCACCCAUACUGUGCUGAAGGAGCUGUCGUCUUUGCUGUCCAUGGAGGCCAUGUCUUUUGUAACAGAGGACAGGAAAACCGCCCAGGAAUCCACCUUUCCAAACACUUACACCUUUGAUCUGUUUGGUGGUGUAGAUCUGCUGGUGGAGCUUCUGAUGAGGCCCACCCUGAUGACAUUACAAAAACCUAAGAUGAAUGAUGAUUUGGUUAAGGACUGCCUUAGUGUGCUGUACAACUGCUGCAUAUGUACAGAAAGGGUUACAAAACGUUUGGCAGCGAGAGAUGAUUUUGUCCUAUUUCUCUUCACUUUAAUGACAAAUAAGAAGACAUUUUUGCAAACAGCGACGUUAAUCGAGGAUAUUCUUGGAGUUAAAAAGGAGAUGAUUCAGCUGGAGUGGAUCCCUGACUUGUCUGGAUUGGUGCAAAGCUUUGACCAACAGCAGCUUGCAAACUUCUGUCGCAUCCUCUCCGUCACCAUUUCGGAGCCUGAUGUAGGCAAUGAUGACAAACACACCCUUCUGGCCAAAAACGCACAGCAGAAACGCAACACCAGCCCCUCUCGCGCAGAGGUCAACCAGGUCACACUUCUGAACAUCCCUGGCUUUAUUGAGCGUCUCUGUAAAUUGGCCACGCGGAAGGUUUCCGAGGCGACCGGAACGUCAAACUUCCUCCAGGAGCUGGAGGAAUGGUACACUUGGCUCGACAACACGCUUGUGCUCGAUGCACUCAUGCAAAUAGCAACAGAUGAGGCCGAGCACAGCAGCACAGAAUCGUCUGAUGAGAGCUCAUUGGCCACCAUCCCUAUGAGGCAUCGCUUGCCUCAGUCUAUGAAGAUCGUUCAUGAGAUCAUGUAUAAGGUGGAAGUUCUUUAUGUGCUGUGCGUUUUGCUCAUGGGUCGACAAAGGAACCAGGUGCACAAAAUGUUGGCAGAGUUUCGGUUGAUUCCUGGCCUCAAUAACUUAUUUGACAAGCUCAUCUGGAGAAAAUACACUGCCUCUAAUCACGUUGUCCAUGGACAGAAUGAGAAUUGCGAUUGCAGUCCCGAAAUCUCAUUUAAAAUCCAGUUCUUGAGGCUUUUGCAGAGCUUUAGUGACCAUCACGAAAAUAAAUACCUGCUUCUGAACGCUCAGGAGCUGAAUGAGUUGAGUGCUAUCUCACUGAAGGCUAACAUCCCCGAGGUGGAGGCUCUGGUAAACACUGACAGGAGUCUGGUGUGCGAUGGUAAGAAAGGUCUCCUUACGCGUCUUCUUACUGUUAUGAAAAGGGAACCGCCAGAUUCUUCCUUCAGGUUUUGGCAGGCCAGAGCUGUCGAGAGCUUCCUCAGAGGGGCCACCUCAUAUGCAGACCAGAUGUUUUUACUGAAGAGAGGUUUAUUGGAGCACAUCCUCUUCUGCAUCAUCGACAGUGGCUGCAAAUCCAGAGAUGUCCUGCAAAGCUACUUUGAUCUGCUCGGAGAGCUUAUGAAGUUUAACAUCGAUGCCUUUAAAAGAUUCAACAAAUAUGUCAACACAGAAGAGAAGUUCCAGGUGUUUCUCACCCAGAUCAACAGCUCUCUGGUGGACUCCAACAUGCUCGUCCGCUGUAUUGUUCUCUCACUGGAUCGAUUCGAAAGCCAGACGGAGGACGUGAAAGUGGUUGAAGUUCUCUCUGAGUGCUGUCUGCUGUCCUACAUGGCUCGAGUGGAGAACAGGCUGUCCUUUCUGUUUAGGCUGGUUAACAUCAUCAAUGUGCAGACCCUUACACAGGAGAAUGUGAGUUGUCUCAACACCAGCCUUGUAAUUCUGAUGUUGGCCCGGCGGAGAGGAAAACUUCCGUUCUACCUGAACGCCUUACGGGAAAAGGAAUAUGCUGAGAAAUAUCCCGGCUGCCUGCUCAACAACUUCCACAACCUGCUGCGCUUUUGGCAGCAUCACUACCUCAACAAAGACAAGGACAGCACAUGUCUGGAGAAUAGCUCCUGUAUUCCCUUCAGUUUCUGGAAGGAGACCGUUUCAGUACUGCUCGAAGAGGACAGGACUUCUCCUUGUGCCAUUAUCACCUACAUAGAUGAGCCUUACAUGGAACUAGACAGAGACCUUCUAGAGAAUUGACUUCUGGGGUUGGGACAAAGGAAAGCUGUGCUGUAGGGAUGAGGGCCGGUGCUGCACGAUUCGACCCGGAAGGCGCACAGAACCGCCAGCUCAGUGAGCUGUCCAUUCACCCCUGCCGCCCAUGAUCCCAUUCAUCUCCAGCUCGCAGUGCUCAAAGGACGUCCCGCAAGGGAUCUACCCAUCUCAUCAUUUAUUCAAGGGAACGUAGUAGCCAAGACAGCUCAAGUCAAAGCUGAACUUCAGAACUGAAACAGUCUUGUUGUAUUUCAGUGAUGCUUACUGUAAAAUUGUGUGGGGCCUUUUAAAUAGAAAUGUACAAGAGAAGUUGAAAAUGCAACCAAUGUGUUUGAGUUAGGGUUUUUAAAUGUUUCAGAAGUGAAGGAUUCAUCCUUGAUCCGGAUCAAUGAACAAUAUACCGCACAGCUGGCCCUUAGUGGAGAAAGUGCUUAUAAACGUUGUCUUGAAAGGAUUUUAGAGUUUAUUUUAACAAACAGUCGUGAGGUGAGGAGGUCUUCUGCUGACCGCCUAAACUGUUUAUUGUCAAGAUCUUUGUACAGUAUAGAUGACAGAGAGCGGUCAUAUUUAUUUUGUCUUUUUCCAUGUAACAUUGCUCUUGUGUAAUUACAUCAUCAUAAACACUUUGUUUUCAUACCCGCCAAUAAUUUAGAUUUUAUGAAUUACAAAAAAGUGUUUUUCAGUUAUUGUAGUUUUAAUUUUUCGUACAAAUUAUCAACCCAUUUGCUGACAAUAAAUCGGUUCAUAUCUCGUUGGCACUGACGGUGUUAAACUAUGCAGGUUUACUCACACAGUGGUUAUGAAUAUCUUGCUAGCCUUGAGCUUCAUGCUGCCAUGUGUUUGUUUUGUAGCAAACCACUAACUAAUAACGAUCCGGUAACUUUACAGGCAUCGGCAGUUGACAAUCUUUGUUGCGCUCAAACCUGCAGAGAUGCCCUUCCGCUGCAGUCGCUUUGUGUUCAAUGUGGCGGCUGAGAUAAACUAGCAGCACUAAACUAGAAACGUCCAAUCAACUACCUCGUUUCAUUUGUCGUCACUCUCUUAUAGUUCAAGCAUGCUAUGGCUUAUUCUGUUGCACAUCUAAUUUCACUGUGUAUGCAAAAGUUCCUAUGUAUGAUAGACUAAAUGUGUUUCACGAGAAUUGCUUGGCUUUUAUCUUUGUAAAAUAAUUGCAGGUUGUCUUUUUCAGUCUUUCGGUUCCUAAUCCUGUGUCACGGUGCUUUGCAUUGGCAAAAAUUUCAUACAGUUCAAAAAAGGGGUUUGAAUGCUACGAUACGAGUUUUUGGGACACUUCUUUUGACCCCGGGAAUUCUCGAAUGUGUACAGUUGGUGUGACUGUGAGGAAAUGUUUGGUACAUAAAUGCAUUAAAAAUCUGAAUGUUUCAUUUUUAUUCAUCUUCGGUUUAUCUCACAUGGGUUGGGUUAGGAUUUAAAUACCUUAGCUCUGGCUUUAUGAAGUUUACAAAAAGUCACGCAUCUAUGUCAAUACCAGUAAAUGUAAUGCUUUAAAUAAACAUGAAUUCAAUA
This is a messenger RNA of Paramisgurnus dabryanus, 3904 nucleotides long. RefSeq names its product transient receptor potential cation channel, subfamily C, member 4 associated protein a (gene trpc4apa). Gene Ontology annotation, cellular component: Cul4A-RING E3 ubiquitin ligase complex. NCBI's taxonomy places the organism in Eukaryota, Metazoa, Chordata, Actinopteri, Cypriniformes, Cobitidae. Gene Ontology annotation, molecular function: phosphatase binding. Gene Ontology annotation, biological process: ubiquitin-dependent protein catabolic process. The record is from RefSeq and is a predicted model, not a curated record.